AUGCUGCCCAGCCGGGGAAGGGGCUUCGGGGGCCGCCAGAGCCCCGAGCCCGCCAUGUACAGGCACAGGCCCACCUCGGAGUUGACUCAGGACAUCUCCCAUUUGCUGACAAGUGUGUUUAAGAACAUGUAUACUUCAGAGGUGCUUGGAGUGGACACAGUAGAAAAUAUGAUCAAGUCCCGCGGUGGAGACAAUUCCCACCAUGAGCAGUUUGUAGAAGAGCUGCAGAAGGUCCGCGCUGAAUAUAAUAACCGACUGACCGAAGCAGACAUGUUAGAAAGGCAUAUCAUCCAAGCAAGGGCACGGGCCACAGCAGAAGAAGAAAGGAUCCUGAAUUUAUAUAAAGAGGAAGUUCCAGAUGACUACCGUCAUGUGGCAUUGCCACCCGUGAAGUCAACCUUCAGAUGGUGUGUGGAUAAUGAACUCCUUAAAAAGCAUGAUUUGAUUAGCCCUCAAGAUUAUAUCCUGGACCCACCGCUUAUUACCCGAGCACCUAAAGAUGUAUCAGAGCCUAGCUAUUUGAAAGAGAUACUUAGUUUUAAACAGCACAUUUCUGACCAUGCAAAUCCUCCCAGAUUCCAAGAAAACGUGCACAUUGCAAAACUACAGAAAAGUCUACCAGAUGUAUCUUUAUCCAGCUUAACCCUGGACUCAUCGCUUUCUAAUAUUCCAGAUCAAGUUAAGAAACCAUUUUGUAAGAAAUCUAGAUCCUUAAGAAAAUCAGUAUGGAAGAAUGACAUGUCCAGAACAGAAAGACAGAAAGACCGAGCUUUUCUCCAGAGGCUUGAGGAUCGCCACAACUUCCUGAAAAACCCUCGUUUUUUUCCUCCUAACUCACUUCAUGGAGGAAGGUCCUUGAUUUUGCCUCAAAAGAAGAUUAAGCGAAUGAUAGCUGGAGUCAAAAAGACUGUGGUGGAAAGCAAUUCUGAGUCCGUGCCAAUCUUUCUAGCGAACCCACCAGCAGUUGUGUUUUCUUCUUACGAAGUUGGUCAGGUUUAUGAGAUGACUCUGGAGUUACAGAACAUGACCUCAACUUCUCAACGCGUCAGAGUAAUUCCUCCAACUACGUCAGCCUUUUCCAUCGGGUUCGGAAAAUUCCCAGACGAAAGAGGGCUUGUUGCUCCUGGGAUGAGCUGCCACUAUGUGAUCCAGUUUAUUCCUGAGUACCUAGCAGAUUAUGACGAUUAUAUACUGGUAGAGUCGCAAGCAACUUAUCCACUCCUGGUCCCUUUGCAAGGCAGAAGGCCACCGCCUAUCUUGACAUUGCCUCAAGUCUUGGAUUGUGGAGCCUGCCUUGUGGGUGGGGUAAAAUUUACAGAAUUCGAAUGCAAAAAUGAGGGGGAGAGCGUUGGGAAGUUUUGCAUAAUGCCAAAGAAGAUGUGGCCACCACCUCACUUCCGGGCUGUUGCCACUUACGGCUAUGUGGAGCAAGCACCAUUUGGGAUCCGACCUGCAGUUUUUGAGCUUCCUCCGGGUCAUUCCACCCUGGUUGAGGUAGUGUUCAUGCCCAUUUUUCCCGAAGUCCUGUCGGUGACAUACAUCAUCGUUUGUGACAACUGCCAAGUCAAGGAAAUUACAGUGACAGGCCUCGGACAGCUGAUAGCAUUGAAACUUUUAUCUGUUACUGGUGGAGAAAGCUGCCCUAUGCCUGGCGAAUUUACAGAUGUGACAGCGCAACAUCUUGUUCGUUUUACUUCUUUGAAUCCCGAAUCAGUGGCAGAGAAAACUCUGGUUCUAAGAAAUAUCACCCACGUGGAACUUCCUUUUUUCUGGCAGAUAAUGAAACCUAAUUUGCAGCCAUUAAUGUUGGAAGGAAAAGUGGAUUUCAGGAAGAUAAAAUAUGUCUUGGAGACAGAGCCAGCUUUCUCUAUCACUCCUGCCAUGGGAACUCUGAGUCCUCAUUCAGAUCACUCAUUUACUCUCACUUUCUUUCCAAAAAAGUUAAAGGAGUAUCACAGUGUACUUCAGAUUGUGUUACAGAACAUCCCAGAGCUUCCCUGUCCUUCAAAACCGGAACAGUAUGAAAUUGCUGAAAGCAAAGAAGAGGAUGUGAUUGCCCUGGAAAUAGAUAUUAAAGGACGGGCAGAGCCUUUUCAGCUCAUUUUGGAACCCUAUGCCAUUAUCAUUCCAGGAGAACACUACAUUGGUGUAAAUGUUAGGAGAACGUUUAAGAUGUAUAAUAACAGCAAAUCCCCAGUCACAUUUUCCUGGGAGAAAAUCAGUGAAUGCGAUAUAGUUGAAGUUGAACCUUGUACUGGAAAGUUAGCGGCAAAUGAAUGCUGUAAGUUUGAGUUCAUUAUUACUGGAGGGAAACCUGGACAUUCCUGUCAAGAUGUACAUUGCCAAAUCACUCACUCUGCAGAACCGGUUGUACUGCACGUGGAAGCUGACUUUAAGGGGCCUGAACUUUCCAUCGAUGUGCCCUCUCUCGAUUUGGGCCUCAUUAAACUUGGACAAAAAGUGUUAUGCACUUUCGAGAUUGCAAACCUGAGUCAGCUGCCGGGAAAAUGGAAAAUACAGGAAAGCCCUGCUUGCUUAGCCAAAAGGGAUGAAGAGGCCUCUCCGUUCACAGUUCUGCCUCCCAGCGGAGAACUGCAUCCUCUUGGGAAAUGCAGCGUCUCGGUUUUGUUUACCUCAUACAUGUGUCAGCGUCUCCAGACCGUGUUAGAGAUGGAGGUGGAAAAUGGAGUCGGAAGUCACAUUCCUGUGUUUGUGGAAGUUCAGACUCCCCACGUGUGUCUGCUCUCAAGCCAUUUACAUUUCGACCUCUCCAUUGGAAUCCCUGCAGAAGCAACGGUCCAGCUGUUUAACCAGACUCUGCUCCCAACACGCUUCAAGUGGGGGGAGCUCCUUGGAAGGCAGGCAUCUCUCUGUGUACUUUGUAUCUCUCCGGAAAGUGGCACUUUGGGUCCAAAUGAGCAGAAGGAUUUGCGUGUGGUGAUAACGACUAAUACAAAGGACAAACUGAGUGACCUUGCCCUGUGUUGUAGCAUUGAAGAUAUGUUAGAGCCACUCUUUCUGGCUAUUUCUGGUGAAGUAAAGGGACUGCAUGUCACCUACUCUAUACCCUUUGACAGCGAUGAGGAAAAAUCGGAGACUUCUCAAGAGCUGAAACUGGACUUCGGCUCAGAAGUGCCAUUGAAGAACGUGAUAAAGCGUCAGCUGAUCAUCACCAACCAUUCGGAAUUAGCUGCUCUGUUCACAAUAAGCGUCAACUAUUUCAGCAGCUGCUCAUCGCCUUCAGACAAGCAGGGCUCAGAUGCGGAUCUGGCAUUGGAAAAAACGGGACGAAUAACGAGACAGAUCGUAAAGAGAAAGCAGUCAGCCUUCAGAGCAGCCAUGCUGGCUCACGGGAAGGGAGCGGCUUUCCACGUCCACCCCUCCGAAGGAACCUUGAAGGCCUUCCAGGAGCUUAUCGUGGAAAUUACCGCCUAUAACAACAUGUGGGGGCAUUACCAAGACCAUCUCGCCUGCACGGUGGGAGAAUCGGAGCCUGUGCUGAUUCCCAUCCAAAUGACUGUGAAAGGCUGCCCCAUCUUCUUGCAGGUGACAGGACCGGAUCACCCAGUGCCGACACCUGUCAUCAGGUUUGGAGCCCACAUCUCUGGAGGGGAUACGGUCUCCCGCUACAUCCGGCUCAACAACCCCACCCCUUUUGACAUUCGAAUGGACUGGGAAAGUUAUAACCAGGAUAAGGAUGAUGAUAAAUUGGUAGAUCUCUUGGUGUUCUACGGUGAACCUUUUCCAAUUAAAGAACCAGACAGCAAUGAGAUUGAAGUACUCUGGGAGGCUGAAACACUGCUAGAAAAAACAUCUUGCGCUUCAGACUCAUCACCCGCCAACUCCCAGAUUCUAGAUCCCAUCUUCGAAGAUGAGGAAGAAAUAAGUGAUGGUGCAUUUUCACAGUCACCCACGUCUAGGAAAAUCAUCUCUGUGGUCAUCCGGCCUCAUGAAGGGGUGCCCUCGGACUACCCUUUCUGCAUAACACCCAAACAAGUUGUCGUCCCUGCAGGGGGUGCUGCUGCCAUCCACAUUUCCUUUACUCCACUUAUGCUGCCAGAGAUCAUUAAUAAAUUUGAAUGUGAAGGUUUCGCCCUGGGCUUCAUGAGUCUGGACAGUGAGGUCGUCCGGGAGAUCCCGGGAAAAGUAACUCGCAGAGACGGCUAUGCCAUUGCUCCCCUGAGGAUCGAUCUGCAAGCGUUUGUCAAGCCUGCCCUGUUAACCCUUGAAAUGGAUCACGAGAGCGGAUUGGUAUUCAAUCCACUGGCCAGCAGCCUUAUCCCAGAUAUUCCCCUUAAGGGCAUUUUGACAGACGCAGCCUCCACCCUCAACGUGAAACUCACAAACAAUACCCAGACGCCUCUGUCCUUCAAGUUCAUUUUAGCAGCGCCCUUCUCUGUGUCUGGGAUAGACCCGAGAAAGAGCCUGAAAACAUCUCAGAGCGACAGGAAUGAGGGAGGGGAUCGCCUUCUGCUCCAUGCUUUGGAAAACAUGCUGGUGAAAGUGUCUUUCCACACAACCCUCGAGUUACUAACUUACCAGCAUUUUCCAGAGGAUCGGUUGCCGCCUGGGUUUCAAGUGCUCCAGCUUGAAAACGGAGACAAAAUACUAGAGUUUAGGCAAGAUCUAGUUAUUGAAUACGCUAACAAAGCAACACAGGUGCUGCCCAUGACGGCAUUCCUGACUGUGCCCGUACUUGAACUUUCUCGUGAAACAAUUGAUUUCAAGACCUGCCUUGUGAAUGAAACCAAGACCGAAACGGUCUUUGUGAUGAAUACGAGUGGAUGCAGGAGUUACUGGGCAGCUUUGCUGGAUGAAGAUGAGCGACACAAAGAACCCGAAGUGUUCUCCAUCUCCCCAAAUAAUGGCAUCCUUGAAGCUCACAAGUGCAGCACGCCUACGAAAGCACCUCUGCUGCUCCGUUUCACACCCAGGGAGGAUGUGGAUUACGAAACCGUUGUGACAGUGGUUGGAAUGCUGGGAGAGCAACCUUGUCUGCUCUGUGUCCGAGGAAGAGGAUCUUACGACGAGAAGUAUGAAGAGAAGCUCAAAAGCUAACGGCUCCCCCUCACUGUUGGGGCAG
Varanus komodoensis (Komodo dragon) is the source of this 5083-nucleotide messenger RNA. It is a transcript of the gene DLEC1, whose product is annotated as DLEC1 cilia and flagella associated protein. The transcript is spliced from 38 exons. Gene Ontology annotation, biological process: negative regulation of cell population proliferation. NCBI's taxonomy places the organism in Eukaryota, Metazoa, Chordata, Lepidosauria, Squamata, Varanidae. Bases 1 to 5058 code for a protein of 1685 amino acids. The record is from RefSeq and is a predicted model, not a curated record.